Molecule: messenger RNA, 837 nt
Organism: Aspergillus affinis
Lineage: Eukaryota; Fungi; Ascomycota; Eurotiomycetes; Eurotiales; Aspergillaceae
Exons: 2
Coding region: 1-837 (278 amino acids)
Source: RefSeq, a predicted model, not a curated record
AUGACACUAUCCUACGAGAACACGAUCGCGACUGCCGAAGUGGUCUGUUAUACGGUCGCGUUAUCCCUCGCGGUCGCGCUGACCGUCCGACAUGGAUGGCGCAAACAACCGUGCUGGCCCGCAUUAGUCGCUUUUGCGAUCGUGCGGAUUCUUGGGGCCGCAAUGGAACUGGGGACCCUCGCGGCGCCGCUGAAUUUCUCUCUGUACCGGGGCGCUGCGACCCUGACGCAUGCUGGGCUUCCUCUCCUCUUGGGCACAUUGCUGGGUCUCAUCCUGGUGGUUCGAAACAGUGUGCACAAGAAACGCCAGACGAUUGUCCGAUCAUUCGUCAUGCACAUUCAAGCCCUUCUUCUCGUCGGGGCAUUCAUCCUGGGGAUCGUUGGAGCGACGUCGGUGCCUGAUUCCGACUUUGCGGGAUUCACGACCACCAAGGUUCCGUCUGCUCUCGUCGCGAGCGUAAUCCUCGAUCUGAUCGCAUUCUUUUCCCUGGCGGUCUGCACGGUGUCUUUGUGCUUCUACACUCAAUGUGUCCCGUCAGCGGAGAAGCGACUGUUGAUGGCGGCCGUGGCUUCUCUGCCCUUCCUGCUCGUGCGCGUCGUUUACUCGGCGCUGUGCGUGUCCCUCGACAAUAUGGCGCUCCACUGGUUCAAGGGCUGUCUGCUCAUGUUUAUCGGCAUGGCCGUGGUCAUGGAAAUGCUAGCGGUCACCACCUAUACAUGCGCAGGACUCGUGCCGGGAUGUUGGAGGUCGCGUAAAGCCGCCACUACAGGCGCAGCAAAGGGGAAAAGAGCAGACAAGCCUGACUCCGAGAAUUUGAUAGCUCUGAAUUCUCAGUAA